Molecule: messenger RNA, 1914 nt
Organism: Leptinotarsa decemlineata (Colorado potato beetle)
Lineage: Eukaryota; Metazoa; Arthropoda; Insecta; Coleoptera; Chrysomelidae
Product: facilitated trehalose transporter Tret1
Biological process (GO): transmembrane transport
Cellular component (GO): membrane
Molecular function (GO): transmembrane transporter activity
Source: RefSeq, a predicted model, not a curated record
GUAGGAAAUCAUGAGUAUAUCUGUGCUGACAGAUCUUUUCAGUCUUCUCAUGAGAAAGAGUUGACAAGCCAGCUUCUUCGAAAGAAUAUCAAUAUGAUGGGACCAUUUAAGUGACUGGUCUAAAGUAAUACCUAAUAGUGUGUUCAGCAAAACUCAGGAUCGAUUUAUUUCAUUCAAAAGCUGAAAUAUUUCUCAGUUAAUAUGGGAAUGUUUUCAGUAGGCAGCCACUCUGGAUGGCCCUCAAGUUCACUGCCAAUACUGACCAGUGAGAAUUCCACAAUCCACUUGACAACACAGGAAGGUUCAUUACUAGUAUCUAUCACACCGUUAACGGUACCUUUCGGGUGCGCAGUGACGACGAUUUUGAUGAAGUUAGUGGGAAGAAAAACAUUGUUGCUCUUUUUGCCAAUUCCACUCACGGCAUCUUGGUUAUUCAUUGCCAUGGCUACCUCAAAAAUCCAUUUGUACAUCGGAAGAGUUCUUGGGGGAUUCACUGAUGCCGCCAUAUUCAAUGUCGGUCCUGCAUAUUUAUCAGAAAUAGCUGACCCUGAAGUUAGAGGAUUUUUUGGUACUUCACAGACGGUAUCAUUUGGUCUUGGUAUAUCAUUAUUCAACGUAUUUGUUACAUUCAUGUCAUCGGAGGCGGUAGCAUAUCUGCUAGCAGCACUAACUCUCAUCAUGUAUAUCACAAUACCAUUAGUACCGGAAAGUCCAUACUAUUGCUUGUUGAAAGGAAAUACUGAAGAGGCAGCGCUCAGUCUGAGAAAGCUGAGAAGCAAGCAAGACAUUCAGGAAGACCUGGACCGAAUAUCCAAGAGUAUAUUGGAACACGGAGAUGAUAAAGGAAAAGUAACAGAUAUGUUGACAAAGAAGCAUUUCAGGCGAUGUCUUUGGACUAUUUUAAUUUUAUCCUUCACUCAGCACUUAUCCGGAAAUUAUGCAAUUCAAGCAUAUUAUGAAACAAUAUUUGAGAAUAGCGAAACCAUGUCUCCUCGAGUGGCAAAUUGUGUUUAUUACGUGGUGUUCUCCAUUGCAAGCAUAGUUUCACCACUUUUGGUAGACAUUUCUGGCAGGAAACCACUUUUACUCCUCUCUACAGGGUUAACCGCAUUGACUUUGUUCGCAAUUGGAAUUUUCAUGUAUUUCAAAAGUUCUUUGAAUCUUGACACGCGUUUCGAAUACGUACAGUUAUUGCUGUUCCUUCUUCAGGCCAUAGCAUUCAGCGCUGGGCUUCAUACAAUACCUUGGUUGGUAGCAAGUGAGAUUUUUCCAUCCAACCUGGUGGGAACAGCACUUUCUAUAGCUAAUAGCAUCUACAGUGUUUCAAUGCCUGCAACUGUUUUCAUGUUCGAAAAGACUUACUAUUCAAUUGGUGUUUAUGUUCCCUUUUUUCUGUAUGGGAUUUUUUGCGUUAUUGGAAUGGUGUUGAUUCCAAUUUUCUUGGUUGAAACAAAGGGAAAAUCUUUGGAAGAGAUACAGAGAGAGAUCAGACGAACGAAACCAAAGACAGAACAGAAUCUCAACUUACAAGUGAAUGAUAUGUUCAAAAAAUCUCCAUUAGAUUAUAUACCAUCCCACUAAGAAUACUUAAUCUACAAUGUCAUCAAUUAUAUGGAAGUUAGGUUUGAAUAAGUCAUUCUAGUGGAUAUGAAGACGAUAUCCAUGUGAUGAUGGUUCAAUACGUGUGGAAGUUUCUGUUCAUGGCCCUUUGAUGUAACGUUUAACCCGAGUUUACACCGAAUAAAUGAAAUUAUUUGAUUGAAUUUUAUAUAGUUAUAUCCAGGCAAUAUAUCAUUUCAUAUUAUUUAAAACAAGGUAUUACACCAAACAAAAACAAUUGUAUUCGUUCCUUCUCCAUUAUAUUUAUGGGUAAAAUUUUGGUACCAACAAUUACAAAGCAUUUUCAUGAAUUGA